AUGAAGGUUACCGUGAUAUCAGGCUCAUCCUCAGAGGUGGUUGAACUACCCUCAAAUGCCGGUCUCACUGACCUCAAAAAGGUGUACAAACCAAGAGUGGAUAUUCAUCGCAAGUCUUUCAAAAUCCUUCGUAGUGGUGGCGACAAGAAUGAUAAAUCGGCGUACAUAACCCUCGACGCAAAGCGGGCUCUCACGGAACAGGGUGUAAAGGAUGGAUCUGAAGUUGUUUACAAGGAUCUCGGCCCACAGGUGGGAUACCGUACCGUAUUCGUUGUGGAAUACGCCGGUCCUUUGGCAAUCAUGUUGGCGUAUGCGGCACGCCCCUCCUUCAUUUACGGCAGCAGCAUUGUUAAGGAGUACUGCUACACGCAGAAGCUUUACAUUGCUCUCUUCUGUGCCCACUUCAUUAAGCGGGAGCUGGAGACGUUCUUUGUGCACAAGUUCUCUCACCCCACUAUGCCGCGGCGCAACAUCAUCAAAAAUUGCGUGUAUUACUGGACCUUUGCACUUGGCAUUGGCUAUGCUCUAUGCAGCCCGUACUACACGGAACCCGCGUCCCCCACACUUGUGAAUGCCUCAGCGGUGGCGAUGGUAAUAUUCGAGCUCCUUAACUUUGCCGUGCAUGUGCAGUUGAGUGGGAUGCGAAAGGGAGAUGGUGACGCGACGCGGCCGGUACCCAAAGGAAUUCUCUUUUCACUGGUGUCUUGUCCCAAUUACUUAUUUGAGAUCCUUUCUUGGGUGGCCUUUUCUCUUGGUACGAGUAUGCUAACCUCCUGGGGUUUUACAUUUGCAGGACUCGUACAAAUGGCGGAGUGGGCUGUGAAGAAACACAAGAACUAUAUUAAAACAGAUCCAUCGGUGCGCAACAAGAAGGCCAUGUUACCAUUCCUUCUGUAG
Molecule: messenger RNA, 897 nt
Organism: Trypanosoma brucei brucei TREU927
Lineage: Eukaryota; Euglenozoa; Kinetoplastea; Trypanosomatida; Trypanosomatidae
Product: 3-oxo-5-alpha-steroid 4-dehydrogenase, putative
Exons: 1
Coding region: 1-897 (298 amino acids)
Biological process (GO): very long-chain fatty acid biosynthetic process
Molecular function (GO): oxidoreductase activity, acting on the CH-CH group of donors
Source: RefSeq, a predicted model, not a curated record